Messenger RNA from Ilex paraguariensis (yerba mate), 1989 nucleotides. Lineage: Eukaryota; Viridiplantae; Streptophyta; Magnoliopsida; Aquifoliales; Aquifoliaceae. The record is from the annotation of a GenBank genome assembly.
AUGGGAGCUCCCUCAAUCUCUAACCACAAUGAAAGUGGAACUAAUUCUCAUGUUUGCAUACAUGCACACAUUCUUCAUACUGACUACUAUUUACCUGUCUCAGUCCACUUUUUGAAAGGGAGAGCAGUUGUGUUGGGUUGGGGUGAGGAGUUUCAGUUGGUGAUGGUGUUGAGGAUAUUGGGAGUGAGGAGGACAAGUGAGGGUACAACAGUAAUUUCACAACCGCCGCUGCCGCUGCUGGUGGCUCUCUCAUGGUUGAUACUUGGCAUCAUCUCCGGUGGUGAUGGUCGUCGGAGAGGAGGAGCGAUCAUCUUCGUUGAGGGCACUGGAAGUGGCAACGGAAGGAGCGGCGGUAUUUUCGGCCUCGUCGGUGGUGGCGGAGGAUUUUUGGGUAUCGGAGGAGUAGGCUCGCCUCCUAAUGUCGGAAUAGCUCUCGCUGUGACGGCCAUGGCUGGUCUCGCCUUGGCCGCCACUCUCGUCUACUCUCAUAGGGGUAGUCUUAAAUCACCAUGGUCUCGGAGGAGAAGGAAACAUGCUCUUCUGCUCAAGCAGUGGAAAAUUUUAUUUAAUUCAGACGGAAGACUCUGUGAUGGUGGAGUCAAGUUUUUGAAGAAAGUUCGGAGUGGAGGUGUUGAUCCAAGUAUAAGGGCCGAGGUUUGGCCUUUCCUUCUUGGCGUCUACGACUUGAACAGUUCUAAGGAAGAUAGAGAUUUGAUUAGAACUCUGAAGAGAAAAGAAUAUGAGACCUUGCGGAGACAAUGCCGACAAAUCCUAGAAUGCAAUGAUGAGAAUUUCAAGUUGAGAGAAACUUCUGGAACCAAAGACGACAGCGGUGACCUUAGUCAAGUUGGUUAUUCUCCUGGAUCAGAAGAAGUUGGUAGUGCCUUGGAUUCCCUUUCUGCUGAGGGAGUGAGCCCUGUUGAUGAGGAUACCAACCACCCUGUCUUCGGAUCAGCCCUUGGAACAUCUAACACGGUAGUGGAACAAGAUGGGGGUGAGAGUGGAAUCACUUGUGAAAAUGCCUCUGAAGCUAGCACAGAAUCAUCUGAAUCUGAAUCUGACUCCUCUGAAGAUCCUGAGAACACACAACCUUCAUUUGCUGAAGGAAGAGCCGAAGGACCUGUUAUUAAUGAGCAUGCUGAAGUGAAUACUACUUUCUCCAAGUCAGGAUGUGGAUUAGAAUCCCACACAGCUGAAGAUUUUGCUACAUGGCAGCGGAUCAUCCGCCUUGAUGCCGUGAGGGCAAAUGCUGAAUGGAUUAUAUACACGCCAUCCCAAGCUGCAGUGUCAGAGAUCAAGGCACAGCGAAUGGCUGAGAGUGUUGGGUUGAAGGAUUAUGACCACUUAGAGCCAUGUAGAAUCUUCCAUGCUGCUCGUCUAGUUGCCAUACUUGAAGCCUAUGCACUAUAUGAUUCUGAGAUUGGUUACUGCCAGGGGAUGAGUGAUCUACUCUCUCCAAUUAUUUCAGUUAUUGAGCAUGACCAUGAUGCCUUCUGGUGCUUUGUCGGUUUCAUGAGGAAAGCUCGGCAUAACUUCUGCCUUGAUGAGGUGGGAAUCCGAAGGCAGUUGACCAUCGUGUCUAAGAUUAUCAAAUGCAAGGACUCUCAACUUUACAGGCACCUGGAGAAGCUUCAAGCAGAGGAUUGUUUUUUCGUGUACAGGAUGGUGGUGGUUCUCUUCAGGAGGGAGUUGAAUUUUGAACAGACACUUUGCCUCUGGGAGGUGAUGUGGGCAGAUCAGGCAGCAAUUAGGGCUGAGAUUGCCAAGUCUGCAUGGGGUAGGAUGAGGCUAAGAGCCCCUCCUACUGAUGAUCUGCUGCUUUACGCAAUAGCGGCCUGUGUGCUUCAGAAGAAGAAGCUGAUCAUAGAGAAGUAUAGCAGCAUGGAUGAAAUCAUGAAGGAAUGCAAUAGCAUGUCUGGACAUCUGGAUGUCUGGAAGCUUCUAGAUGAUGCUCAUGACUUGGUGGUGACUCUCCAUGACAAGAUUUAA